GCGGCGGUAAUUGCUGUGUGAUGCAAUUAGCGCGAAAGCUCUCGCCGUUUGCUUGAAAUUUAAAUAAAUAAAGAAAAAAACGAAGGUUAAAGAAAUAAUAUUCGUGAGUGAGGUUUUUCCGGGGCAUCAUUAUCGAAAAAAUAUUCAGUGUCAUCAUCGUUGUCGUCGCUGUGUACGUCGCGCGUAGAACCCGAGAGAGAGAGAGGCUUAUGAAACCAUGGCAUCGAGCACCGACAACAUCAUCGACCACCAACAACGAGACUCGCGUCGUUUUCAAGAAAAUGAGAGAAAGGAGCCACAACCAACUUUGAAAUUGGAUGUCCAACGACCCGUACUUGAGGAGCAAGAUUUACGGCUGUUGUACCAAUAUGAAAAACCUAAAGAAUCUGUGAUACAAAGUGUAAAGAAAAUCGUAAGAAACUCAAAUUGUAAAAAAUGCAUUCAAAGUACCAUACCAGCCACUUACUGGCUUAGAAAAUACAAGUGGAAAAACGAUUUUAUUUAUGAUACAAUAUCCGGCAUUACUGUAGCUAUAAUGCAUAUACCUCAAGGUAUGGCUUAUGCACUAUUAGGAAAUUUGACUCCUGUUGUUGGGAUAUACAUGGCAUUCUUUCCUGUCCUUAUGUACUUCUUUCUUGGUACUUCCAGACACGUUUCUAUGGGAACAUUUGCAGUAGUAUGCUUAAUGACGGGUAAAACAGUAAGUACUUACGCGACACAUACUGACACCAUCAACUAUUACUUGGCAAAUAAUAUGACUAGACAAGAGGGGUAUCAUUUGUUAAAUAAUUCAAAUAAUGUUGAAAUUUAUACACCAGUACAAGUUGCCACUGCUGUCACAUUUAUGGUUGGAUUAUUUCAAAUUAUCAUGUACAUAUUUAGAUUAGGAGCUAUUAGUACCUUGUUGAAUGAAGUUCUUGUAAAUGGUUUUAUAUCUGGAGCUGCUGUGCAAGUUUUGUUAUCGCAAGUAUAUGAUCUCAUAGGAUUAGAUACAAAAAAGCCAAAAGGGUACUUUAAGCUAAUCAAAAUGAUUGUUAUCAUUUUCACUGAUAUAAGCCUUAUGAACAAGAAUGCCUUGAUAAUAUCAUUGAUUACUUGCUCUAUAAUGAUAUUUAAUAAUCAAUUUAUAGCCCCAUGGCUGAGCAAACGAUGCAGUUUUCCAGUGCCUAUAGAAUUAGUAGCUGUAAUUGUCGGUGCAUUGGUCUCUCGUUUCUUUGAACUACCAACUUUGUACGGCAUAAAAGUUGUGGGGCACAUACCUCCAGGAAUACCUGAACCUCAGUUGCCAGCCUUCAAUUUACUUCCUAAGAUUGCUUUGGAUAGCUUUGCAAUAACAAUUAUCUCCUACACUGUGACAAUGUCGAUGAGCUUAAUUUUUGCCAAAAAGUUGCACUACGAGGUCGAUUCUAAUCAAGAAUUACUCGCAAUGGGUGGCAGUAAUUUGUUUAGCGCUUUUUUCUGCUGCAUGCCCGUCUCAGCGUCGUUGAGUAGAUCUUUAAUUCAGCAGCGCGUGGGAGGCAAGUCCCAAUUAGCUAGUAUAGUUUCUUGUUUGCUUUUGUUGGUGAUACUCCUUUGGAUUGGCCCGUUUUUCGAGCCGCUACCAAGAUGUGUCUUGGCUUCAAUUAUCGUUGUGGCUCUUAAAGGAAUCCUGGUGCAAGCCAAAGAUUCGAUAAAGUUUUGGAAAUUGAGCAAAGUCGACGGUCUUGUGUGGACAGUUACCUUCCUCUCGACCAUGUUAAUUGGUAUCGACGUCGGUUUGAUUAUCGGCCUGCUGGCGUCAAUCACGAGUAUUUUCAUCCAAAGCGUGAGGCCGUACAGUUGUUUGCUCGGUCAUGUUCCAAACACGGAGUUAUACCUCGAUACCAGCCGCUACAUAGGAGUAGCCGAAAUUUUUGGAGUCAAAAUAUUCCAUUACUCGGGAAGCUUGAGCUUCGCCAACGCAAGCCAACUCGGUCCGAAUAUACAAGCCAAAGUGGGCGUAGAGCCACGCAAGAUACUCAAGUACCGAGCCAAGUUGAUGAAACGCAACGGAAACGCCUACGCGGAGUCAAGCGAGUUCGAGAACCGGUGCACCCUUCGCUGCAUCGUCGUAGACAUGAGCGCCGUGUCGUCGAUAGACUCCGCCGGAGUAGCGGCUCUUCACGACGUUGUCUCGGAGUUUGCGAGUAUCGACGUACCCGUUUACUUGGCCGGGUGUCUGGGAUCUGUGUAUGAUCUGAUACACAAGUGCGACAUCCUGAAAAUCGGUGAGCUUGGUUUCACAGUUUUCGCUACGGUACACGACGCGGUGUUUUUCGCGCAACGCGAGCUCUGCUGAUGUGCGCGACGUAUAAUAUACAUAUAUAACGUUGCGUUAGUUUUGUUUCGUUGUUGUGGAGGUACAUAUUUUUGUACGAUUUAUUUUCUUUGUCCUCCUUCUUUCACGACAAAAUAUUUCCAAUGAUUCGCCUUCCCACAUCAGAAGCAAAUUUCUUGUUCCUAUGACUCCUUCCACCUUUGCCCUUAAUCAGUGCAUCCACGUUGUUCUUAUUCGGCAUCUUUGCGGCAUUCCGGUCCGCCGGCUCUAUCGAGAGACCAAUAUCAAAGUCCCUCUGGUAGAAGAGUUCCUUCUCCCCCAAUAAUCUUUUCUUGAUCGAUUCACUCGCUAUACUUUACACGAAUUGGUUGCAUCGGCUAUUAUCUAGUCCGGCACCAAAAUUCACAGUCUUACGACAGCCUCUUCAAACUCGCAAGGUAUGUUUUGACAUCUUCUCUAGGCUGUUGCCAGUACUCUUUAAAUUUAUAACGCUUCGUGAUCACACGUGGUGCGCAUUGCAGGUGUUCUCUCAUAGUUUUUUUCCAGUUGUUCACAACGGAAAUUAUUAUAAUAUUAUAUCUCUAUGAAAUUAACCGGCAACGCUGGCCAAUCCAAAUUUCUUAAGAGCUCGCAUGCUUCUUUUCCAGUUAAAGUCAUUAGUAAGGGAACUUGUUGCUCGCUACUUCGCUCACUAUGUAAAAUAUUGUUGGAAACAUUCAAGCCACAUUGAUCAGUUUUCAUCCAACACAAAUUCGCUUAGGCUGCCAAUUGUCUUGUGAUAACGGUGUGUGUGACAACCUAUGUCGAUCCUGUUAAAUGGCCGUUGGCAACUUCCUUUGUUUUUCCUUCAGCCUGUGUUUUUCUUGCUCAUUGGCUUUUUGCUGCGCCACAUCAUCAAGAAAGACUCCCUCUGGUCUUUGGUGAACUUCUAUCAACGAUUUUUCAUAAUAAGACAUCUUGCGCUCUCUUAUUAAUUUUCUUUAACUAUUUUUUCUAACUCUGUGCUGUUAGCGCGCGAUUCACGAAAAAAUCGCUCACUCUCAAAUUUCUCCGUAUAUACUUAUCGAUUUACCUCGUUGCCAACUGUAAUGUCCAUGCGUGCAAAAUAAGAGUAUGGUAACUUUUAAUAAUUAUUGUAUUAAGAAGGUACCGGUGUAAGGAACUGCCUCAUUUGAGGAGCUGACUAUGUGCUAACGUCAUGCGACUUAAGUAGUCACUUUGGGUGAGAUUAGGUCCACUAUAGCCCACUACCGUCUCGCGGUGAAAACGAGCAAUCGUACUUGUGUAUGUCCCGACCGUAUACUGAACCAUGCUGCUUAUUAUCGAUAGCGCCAAUUCAGUUCGAUUGGGACAUCGGGAAUAAUUUUUGCUAAUGCAGCUCUGCGGUCAGCAGACUGCCAUGCAGACUCCAUCUAAACCCAAUAACCCUUUAUGCUUUCGUGCUGACACAACAUGUAUGUACAGUUAUGACACGUCGAAUGCACAAAUUUACUUCACUACAGAGAAUAUUUUUGUACUAUAAUAAACUGGUGUAAUUCUUGACUCCCGUACAUAUAUUUUGAAUGUUUUUUUUAAAUUUUUACAUCAAUUAAAAAUAUAUUGUUUUUUGUAAAUAUUGUUGACCAAUGUGACAAGAUUAUAUUAGGCUAAACCGAAAGAACUUUAUCAAAGCAAUGUUCCGUAGUUUUCCAAAGAUUCCUCAUACAAUUACGAUGUAUCAAUCAAAGUUCGAGUUACCAGAUAAUUGUUUCAAGUACAAGUAAUUGUGUUAGUAUAAUUGAUAGAUCUCUGAAAAGUGGUAUAUGUAUUUUUAUAAUGAAGGUUUUAGAAUUAAAUACUUAAAGCAAAAUACAAUGUACUACUUAAUAUUCCAAAAUAUUUAAAAAAUGUUGUUCAUAUAAGUACGUUAAUUACUACAAGUUUUACGUGAAGAAUCACAGGAUAAUCAAUAAUUUACUUAAUUUACAGUAAUUGACGAAAAUAAUGAAAUUAGUGUUAAGUAGCGUGAAAUAUUGAUUUUUUUCAUUUUAGGAAAACAUGUUAUACUUAAGUAUAGAUAAAAAGCCCGUCUACGACUAGACGGACUUGUGAUCGCGAGGCCCAUGUUUCAUUUCUUGACCUCUGCCUUGUUACGUGCGUGUUAACUAAGUAAAAUGGUGUUUAAAGGAAUUUGUACAUAAUAAAAAAAAAAAAAAGAUUUAGAUGUUUUUACGACUCUCUAUAAAAAAAAAUAUUU
Molecule: messenger RNA, 4532 nt
Organism: Copidosoma floridanum
Lineage: Eukaryota; Metazoa; Arthropoda; Insecta; Hymenoptera; Encyrtidae
Product: prestin
Biological process (GO): transmembrane transport
Cellular component (GO): membrane
Source: RefSeq, a predicted model, not a curated record